AAAAGGAUGUUCCACUGAACUUCAAACCAGUAGUCAGCAGUCCACACCUUCAAGUUUUUGAAAAUGGAUCACUUUCCAUUCACAACUCCCAGGAGAAUGACGUAGGCUUUUACCUCUGCAAAGCAACCAAUGGAAUUGGACAAGGCCUCAGCAAAGUUAUUAAACUGCAUGUAAAAAUUGCAGCUCACUUCAAGACAAAGUUUAUGGCUGAAAAGGUUGAAAAAGGCCACAAUAUAAAAUUAAAAUGUCACGCACGAGGGGAUCAACCCAUAACAAUCAUCUGGCUAAAAGCUAAACAAAACAUCAAUCUGCAAGGUGACCCCAGAUACACAUUAAUAGAGACAGUGUUGCCCCCUGGUGUUACAUCUGAGCUACUUAUCCGCCAAGCUGACAAACAAGACUCGGCCCUUUUUACCUGUAUCGCUUCCAACACGUAUGGACAAGAUGACACUAAUAUACAGCUGAUAGUACAAGAGCCUCCAGACACCCCUCAAAAUGUGCAUAUAAUUGAACAAUCCAGCCGCACUGUUACACUCCGUUGGUCAGCGCCGUACAGCGGCAACAGUGUUAUCACGAAAUACUUGGUUCAGUUCAAACAGCAAUCUGCGAAAUGGCAGAAAGGAACUUCCAAUGUUACAAUAUCGGGCACAGAGACGGAUGCUUUGAUUUCUGGCCUUAAGCCUGCCAGUGUUUACAAUAUGAGAGUAAUCGCAAGAAAUGGCCUUGGUUUCAGUAACCCAAGUGAGGCCGUGGAAGUAAAAACUGAAGAAGAAGCACCAGAAGGCACCCCAGUGAGAGUCCGCGGUAUAGCAACGAGUUCAAAAUCCUUGAAAAUAACAUGGAAGCCACCUAAUCAGAAAUUACAGCACGGUGUCCUGCUAGGCUACUACGUCGGCUACAAAUUGGCCACCUCUUCAGAUCAGUAUGUUUACAGAACUUUGGAAAUCCAGCCAGAUUUUAAAGAAGAAUGUCAUCUGAGUGGAUUGAAGCGGUUCACCAAAUAUGUAAUCAUAGUACAGGCCUAUAACAGCAAGGGAGCAGGGCCUUCUUCAGAGGAAUUACUGUUACAAACUUUAGAAAGUGAUCCACCGACAACUCCCCAGUUAAAAGUAUUUUCAAGCACGCCUAAUUCCAUCUCGUUAACCUGGAAUGCAGUAGAUCCUGACGGUAAUCCUAUUACAGGCUUCACGUUAAGUAUGAUGAAAGAUGACCAACAGAUUGAAGAGGUUGACAUUCCUGGUGACCGGGAAAGUUAUACUUUCAACGAUCUAGCUUGUGGGUCUCGGUACCAGUUCUUCUUAGUUGCUUAUAACUCCGUCGGGAGAGGAGAGCCUUGUGAUAUAGUUGAUGCCAAGACUUUAGGAGAGGCUCCAGUAGCUCCCAGUAAGAACUCGGCUCUAUCUUACAACUCCACUUCUCUCACUGUCAACUUUGCAGACUGGCAGAGUGGAGGGUGCCCUUUAAUCUCGUUUAAAGUACGUUACAGACGCCAACAUGCCCAACAAUGGAAUGAAGUAGCAAAUGACUUUCCCGCUAAAAAGAACUAUUUUUUGGAUAUCCAUGGACUGGAGCCAGGGACUUGGUAUCAGCUGCAGGUUGUAGCGACAAAUGAGGCUGGGAAGACGGACGCCAAGUAUGUCUUCUAUACUCUCGUCACUCCGGAAGUACCAAUGCAAAUGAAACCGAACAAUAGACUCUCCAGAAAUGCAACUCCCUUCUACUUGGACCUCACUAUAAUUAUACCUGUCGCUGUGUCAGUAUGUGUAAUCAUCAUUGUCCUAAUUGCCCUCUGUUUGGUCAUCAGAAGAAAAAACACAAGCAGCUCACAGAAUGGUAGCUCUGUAUAUGGCAUAGCCAAGGGUUCUGCUCAAGCAACUUUGCGUAUGACAGACUAUCAAAAGAAGACUGUGAAGAAAAAGAAGAAGAAAAAGAAAAAGGAGGCUAAAAGUGUCUACUAUCCUACUCCUUACGCAACCACACAACUGGCUGGAGAGUUUUCAGAAAAAUCACGAACAGAUGAGUUUCCCCAGCCUCAAGAGGAGCCACUGUAUGCUACAGUAAAAAGAACACCUCGACCACCGAGAUCUGAUGCACACAUCUACCAGUCUCCCGUGCCUUCCUUAUCAGACAUGGAACAGCUGACCCCAUCUCCUUCACCGACAACAAGUAAGCGAUCUGGUAUGAUGGUUAAAUUAUGUGAUACUCCUGAAACAAAAUACUCGG
This is a messenger RNA of Limulus polyphemus (Atlantic horseshoe crab), 2223 nucleotides long. Its product is annotated as Down syndrome cell adhesion molecule-like protein Dscam2. The transcript has 14 exons. Lineage: Eukaryota; Metazoa; Arthropoda; Merostomata; Xiphosura; Limulidae. The record is from RefSeq and is a predicted model, not a curated record. The annotation marks the transcript as partial. Gene Ontology annotation, molecular function: protein binding.